Molecule: messenger RNA, 405 nt
Organism: Alnus glutinosa
Lineage: Eukaryota; Viridiplantae; Streptophyta; Magnoliopsida; Fagales; Betulaceae
Exons: 1
Coding region: 1-405 (134 amino acids)
Source: RefSeq, a predicted model, not a curated record
AUGGCCAAGUUUUAUUGUCUCGCACUCGUCCUUGUCUUAGCCUUUGGCCUGAGUAGCUCCGUCAGGGUGCCACGUACGAGAAAGCACUAUGUGAAGUUCAUCAACAACCUUAACAACAAAGUGCUUAACGUCAACUGCAAAAACCUGAACCCCUACAUCGAUCUCAACCUUCACAUUCUUCUGCCCAAGGAGGAGUACGAGUUCAACUACAACGUAACGCGCUCCAUGGCUUUCAGCUGCGAUCUGCGACAUGGGUUUACCAGCUCGGUUUUCGCCGUCAGUGAUAAAGUAACCAAAAGAGACUGCGGUGGAAACCACUGCAUUUGGAAAGCAGAAGACACUGGAGUGUACCUGCUUAACCGCAGAACCAACCAGUACAAAUUCAAAUAUGGAUGGGGAAAGUGA